AACCCAUUUCUCUUCUUCAUUUUUCUUCUUCAUUCUCUCAAACUCACCAUCUCUCAAACCCAUUUUCAUUUCUCUUCUUCAUUUCUCUUCAACUCUUCUUCCCCAAUCUCUUCCCCAAUUUAAUUUCAAUUGCAAGGUAUUAUUUGUGUUUGAAGGAGCUUCCAAGGGAACAUUAGAAGAAAUAAUAGAGGAAGAUAGAGUAUGGAAUAUUAUUUGUACUAUCGUAGUUGGAUGUACGAUAGAUUGUAUCCAGGAAGAAGUGGACUUAAACCCAAUUUUAUAGAAGGAGUUAAUGGGUUUAUAAAGUGGGCGUUUGCUCAGGAAUGUUGUCGAAGCGAAGGGGGAGUUAGGUGCCCUUGUCUUAAAUGUGACUGUAGAUGUAUAAUUAGUGACCCAGAGGAAGUAGAACGUCAUUUGUAUAGAAGAGGUUUCAUUGAAAAUUAUUGGGUUUGGACGUCUAAUGGUGAACAACUGCCGAUGAAUGUGCCAGAGACUAGCAAUACGCAUGCUUCAAGCAGUCGUCCGACUAUGGAAUACGAGGAAAAUUUUAAUCUGAUUGGUGACAUGGUUGAGGAUGCUUUCGGUGUGAACGUGACCUAUGAUCAACCUGAAGAUUUUGAUGGGGAAGAGUUGCCGAAUGAGGAAGCACAAAGAUUUUAUCAGUUGUUGAAUGAGAUGAAUAUACCAUUGUUUGAGGGGUCGUCAGAUUCAAAGUUAUCAAUGUGUGUGAGAUUAUUGGCUGCCAAGGCAAAUUGGAAUGUCCCUGAUAGGUGUUUGGAAUUCUUCAUAAAAAUGAUGUUGGACUCAACUGCAACGAAAGACAACUUGCCUAAAACUUUUUAUGAAGCAAAGAAGUUAGUGUCGAGGUUGGGUUUAAGUGCAAGAAAAAUUGAUUGUUGCACUAAUGGUUGCAUGUUGUUUUAUGACAAUGAGUUUGGUACUAAUGAUGGAUUGUUGGAGGAAUGUAAGUUUUGUGAAAGUCCAAGAUAUCAAGUCCAAAGUAAAGCCAUUAACCGUCAACAAACACGUGUAGCAGUGAGGUCCAUGUUUUAUCUCCCGAUUAUACCAAGGUUAAAAAGAAUGUUUGCUUCAAUGCAUAGUGCAAGUCAUAUGACGUGGCAUCAUACAAACAAAACAAUUCCAGGCACUAUGCGACAUCCAUCUGAUGGCGAGGCAUGGAAGCACUUUGAUCGGAUGCAUCCUGAUUUUGCCGCAGAACCUAGAAAUGUCAGGCUGGGAUUAUGCUCUGAUGGAUUUACUCCGUAUGUCCAAGGGUCGGGAACUGCAUAUUCUUGUUGGCCAGUUAUUGUAACCCCUUACAACCUCCCUCCCGAGAUGUGCAUGACAAAACCAUACAUGUUUCUGACAUGUAUCAUUCCAGGCCCGUCGAGUCCAAAAGCUGGAAUUGAUGCUUUUACGUUGGAUAAAGGGAAAAAGAGCUCGUGGUUUGACUGUCACCGCCGAUUUCUACCAAGAAAUCAUACCUAUAGAAAAAACAAGACGGAUUUCAAAAAAGACGAAGUGGUAAGAGAUCAUCCUCCACCUCGAUUGUCACCAGGUGCUGUAUGGGAACAAGUUUGUGAUUAUCCAAAAUUCACAGAUAUUGGUAAAGCAUUUAGAAUUCCAGGAUACGGGGUCGAACACAAUUGGACAAAAAGAAGUAAAAUGCGACCCCAAUCUGAGAAGACUAAAGGUAAACGUCCGAGGGUAGUGGUAUGCGGGGCACAGACUCAGUCAGUAUCUUCCCGCCCACAGACUCAGCCAGACCGCAUGUCUUUGGCCAGCACUCAGCCUCUUAUGCCAUUACUCUCCUCUCCAUCGUUUAUUAGCCCACCCAGUUAUUCAUUUCAGCAUAGUGGGGGACCUAGCUAUCCAUUCCAGCAGACUGGGGGACCUAGCUUUCCAUUCCAGCAGACUGGGAGACCUAGCUUUCCAUUCCAGCAGACUGGGGGAACUAGCUUUCCAUUCCAGCAGACUGGGGGACCUAGUUAUUCGUACCAGCAGAGUGCUGGACCUAGCUUUCCACCACAGGUCCCCCCAGGUUUCCAGCAGACAGGGGGAUCUCGCACCACACAUUCGACACAGGUGCCCUCAUCCUUCCAGCAGACAGGGGGAUCACGUACCUCACCUAUACCUCCAGGCGGGGAUGAUCAUGUGGAGGUAGAUCAGGAUGAUAUUGAGCAGGAUGAGGAUGAUGUUUUGUUGGAUGGCGAUAAUCUUCAGGGGGACGAUAAUCCGGAUGAGAUUCAAAUCGUCGAUGGCAGAUAUUAUAUUACGCCUGUUGGACAUAAUUUUACUCCGAGUCGGACAGCUGCAAAGUGUGUGAGCUAUGUGAUUCAGCAAAUGUAUAAAGAUGCUUGGACGAGAUUUGGAGAAGUUCCAAAUAAGGAUGAUUGGUUUCAAAAAUUUAAGGAAAAGUGCACAUGGGAUGUUUUGAGCGAGAAGGCUGUUAAGAAAGUCUUUUUUACUAGGGCAUCAAAAAGACUUUCUGACACCUUACGACGUGUUAGAAAGCGUUGGGAACGUGAUAGUAGUUAUCCCGCUUGGGUGGGCAAAGACACUUUUGAUAAACUUCUGGUCUAUUGGGAUUCACCUCAAUUUAAAGCUAAAUCUGAAAGUGGCAAAAAAAUGAGGGCAUCUGAAAAAGGUGGGCACGUUAAUGCUGGUGGAAGUAUAAGCACCUACGAACAUAUGCGACGCAUGGAAAAGAGGUUGGGGAGAAAACCACUCAUGGUUGAGUUAGUUAAGGAGACUCGGACGAAAAAGUCGGGAGAGUAUGUUGAUGAGCGUACACGGCUAGCUUUGGAGGAUUAUCAAGAAAGGCUUGUACAGUUUUUGGUCACUAAUCCGCAAUUUACUCCUAGCGAAGGACAACCGCUUCAUCCAGAUGUUGAUUUUUAUAUUUGGAAUGAAGUCAUUGGCGGAAAAGGUCGUAAUGGAUGUUUUUUUGGUGGUGGAAGUAUGGCGGGAUGCUUGAGAAGUGGUGAUAGAAAUUUAUUUGAAAGAGUAAGAGAUGGGGAAGGAACGUCACGCCCAGCACAAUUGUCCCCACAAAUGAUGGAAACAAUAAGACAAUUGGCGAUAAGUGAGGCGAGACGCGAGUCAGAGCAACGUGAGAUGGCGUUAAAAGCCCAAUUAGAGGAGCAACAACGGCAAAUAGAGGCAAUGACGAAGAGGCAAGCGGAGAUGGAGGGGCAACAAAGCCUAAUAGAGAGAAUGGCCAAGAGGCAAGCGGAGAUGGAGGAGCAAAUGCGGCUAUUUAUGCAAUUCCAGGGAAACGGUAAUCAAAUGUUUGGUGGAAACGUUGGAGUUGGUGGUGCCUCGACAAAUCAACAAGAUAAUGAUGAAGAUUUAAACCUUGAUGAUUUUCCCGAUCCAGGAGAUACUUAA
Vicia villosa (hairy vetch) is the source of this 3390-nucleotide messenger RNA. RefSeq lists its product as uncharacterized. The transcript has 9 exons. NCBI's taxonomy places the organism in Eukaryota, Viridiplantae, Streptophyta, Magnoliopsida, Fabales, Fabaceae. Bases 202 to 3390 code for a protein of 1062 amino acids. The record is from RefSeq and is a predicted model, not a curated record.